AUGAGUUACAAGACCAACUAUGAGCUUUACUCUCGAGGAAGCAUCGACAGCAGACGGUCACCCCCGCCAGAUGAGCUUCUCUCACCAUUGGCAACACUCUACCCGCAUGUUGCAGCCCUGCAGCCACAAUAUAAUCCCAGCAACUGCACCUUCACCGGUUACCGUGACACGGGAUAUUGGGCUGCGGCCUACACAACACAGACCAUCGAUGAUUCCAUGUCCAUGCGUCGAAUUGGUAAGCUUAAUCCUAUGGCCGACCAUGCCGAUUUGUUUCUAAACUACGCCGACUCCUCAGUCGAGACGAUUUAA
This is a messenger RNA of Penicillium crustosum, 309 nucleotides long. RefSeq lists its product as uncharacterized. The transcript has 3 exons. NCBI's taxonomy places the organism in Eukaryota, Fungi, Ascomycota, Eurotiomycetes, Eurotiales, Aspergillaceae. The record is from RefSeq and is a predicted model, not a curated record. The coding region runs from base 1 to 309 and encodes 102 amino acids.